AUGUCGUUGGAUAUACCUUGCCAGACGACUUUGAGAGUCUUACUGCGCUGGCAUUUCCGGAAGUUCCACUACUACAAGUCAAAAGAGGUGGUGAAGAGCAGACUUCCUAUACUCCAAAUCCCCGAUGCAAUCAGCUCAGCGUUCAACUUAAUUGCGAGAAUCGCUGUGGAGCCUGUUGUAGCGCGCUACAUUCAAGAGGCGGACUUUAAAAAGGACAGUGAAAUAUCGACGGGCAAACCGCAUCAUUUUGUGACUGACGGAUCUCAUGAUGAAGCUAUGAUGCGACUGCUUGCCGGUUCUGCUGACCUAAAACAAGCAGGUUUGGAAUGGAGGGAAUACUGGACUGUAAUUCAGGAAGACCUCAACGAUGGUCGUUUUUCACAACAUGCUGCAGCGUUUGCUUUGACUCUGCUUCCGAAUGUCAAGUUUCUCGGCCUGCCUUAG
Molecule: messenger RNA, 444 nt
Organism: Penicillium brasilianum
Lineage: Eukaryota; Fungi; Ascomycota; Eurotiomycetes; Eurotiales; Aspergillaceae
Source: the annotation of a GenBank genome assembly